UAGCGUGCCAUUGACGAAUUUGUACUGGAUCGGAUGAUCGGAGGUGGGAGGGGGCAUGCAGGCUAUAAAACAGUUGAUAUCCGAUCAUGCAACUUAUUGAGGAUAUAAAUAGCAGUUGCACAUUGAUCGGGAUACGGCACAACCGCUGAUGAUGACAACAGAAGUACAUUCGGAUGACGGACACAAUGUAUCCCGCUGUUUCCGAUUUCUUGCUGUCGAUGCCUCCACUGACUUAAAUGGUGGCACUUUCAGAUCGGACCUUUCGUGAAUUACACUGCAUACAACAGUCCAAGAAGACCCAAACUGAAUCCUCCAGUCUGAUGAUAUGAGAAGCCCUAGAAGGUCUGCAUGAUGAUGGAGAUGCUCCAGUACAUAAGCUGGCUGUGCCUGGUGGGUCUUUUCCUGGCCUCCCUACUCAUCGUGUUGGCCUGGCUGGUCCAGUACUCCCUGGCCGUACUACGCCCCAGGAGCCCCAAGUCACUCACCCAGGGCCAGGGAGCCACAGCCAGGCUACUCCCUCCUAUCACCCUCUCCCACAGGAUUCAGGAUGGGGGUGUGUGGGGCACCCUGUUCAAGCUCCGGCUUGGACGGGAUGGAGGAGGAGCAGCAUCCGAGGCCGGGGUGAAGGGUCUGCUCACUUCGCUGUUCUCCUUCAAGUCUUUCCGGGAACAUUGGCAGAGGGCUUGGGUCAAAGUGCUCAAUGAACAAGCCUGCAGACAUGGGAGCUCCAUCCAGAUCACCUUUGACAACAGUCUCCAGCUCCCUGCCUCUGCUAUUGUAGAUAGUGUGACCUGCACAGACCAAUCAGCUAGCACUAUGGUCUUACGGUGUAAGUGUGCGGUUGACACGGUAACGUUCCCAGUGACUGUCACCCAGCAGUCACCUGCAGCUGUUUCCAUGGAUACCUACCAGAUCACCAUAAAGCCGAUGCUGGCCCAGUUGGUGGUGCGUCUUGAGGAAGUAGAAGAAGAGGGUCUGCUGGUGUCCUGGACUUUCUCCCAGCAGCCGAUCUCCCUCACCGUGGCCCCACGCAGGAUCCAGAGAGAGGAGAUUGAUGCGGAGAUAGACCUGGACAUGAUUCGGGAGCUGGUGAAGGAUACUCUGUUCAGCACACAGCCAGCCAUGAUCCUCAACCUCAGGGCCUGUGUGUCCAGCACUACGUUCCCCAGGGGAACAGGUCUAACCCCGACAGGUCUGACCCCCCCGUCCCAGAGUUUACGAAGGCUCCUGCUUCGCCAGCUCAGAGGAACCUGCCUCAGAGCAGCCAAGUCAUGCAGUUCAGGGGAGCUGUGCUGUACCAUGAGCCUGGACCAGCCAUUAACAGAAAGGAGGACCCGCUUCCUGCCUGCAACCCCCAGCCCUGACAACUUACUCGACUGGAGUGAGGACAUCUCACUGGAUCUGGCUCCAGAAACCAAAGAGCUGAGAGUCAGAAUGCUGGAGAAGACCACCAAAGGGGAACAAUUCUUGUCUGGCUUUGCCUGCCUACCCUUGGACCUCACCCGCAGAGCUCCUACUGGUCAGCAUGUGCUGUCAGUCAGCCCAGGGCACGGCCUGGCACCCAAUGCUACGGUCACCUUUGAGCUGGUGUACCUGGAGGUAGUGGACCCCCUUGGAGCUCACAACGCCACGCCCCUCCGCACCUCCAUCACCCCGACCAAGAAGGUGGAUGUGGACCGAACCAUCAUGCCAGACGGCACCAUCGUCACCACCGUUACCACCAUACAGUCACGACCCAGACUGGGCAAACUAGGUACAGUAGGUCUGGGCGACUCUCCCUCGCGGUCCCCGUCCAAAGUGGAGGUGACAGAGAAAGGGACCAUGUUCCUCACCGAUGGCUGCCAUAGCAGGACCAGCUCCAGCCCUACUCUCAGCAAAGAGAGAGGAGCGAAACCAAAAGCAAAUCAGCAUUCUAACUCCCCCUUGCGAUGGUGUGGCGCAAUGACGCAGUCUACCACGAUCUGCCACAGUCUACCACAAAUGUGCCACGCUGACAGUCCCCUUUCCAAUGGGCUGGACCCGGUGGCUGACACGGCCAUAAGACAGCUGACAGAGAACGCCAGCAAGGUGUCCAAGAAGACUCCCACUAAACGGAGCACCCUCAUCAUCUCUGGCGUGUCAAAGGUCCCAAUCUCGGAGGACGACUAUGGCCUGUCUUGUGGCUACGCUGCAGCCAUGGAUGCUGCCCUGCAGGGAGGGGGAGCCUCCAACCACUAUGGGGCGGGGCAACAUCAGGAAGCAGACGAGACCACGCCCUCGGAUGUGUCUGAGCGGCCGUCUGUCGAUGACGUGGAGUCAGAAACGGGCUCCACUGGGGCCAUGGAGACACGCAGCCUCAAAGACCAUAAAGUGGGCUUCCUCCGCAGCGGAACCAAGCUACUAUUCCGUACAAGACACCGAAAAAAGGACCCAACCUUCAGCCAAUCCCACGAGGACCUCUCCAACCUGACCAGUGUCUCUCCCUCCUCUGCCUCUGGCCCCAUCGUGCGUAAGAAGUCCGGCAGCUUCUCCCGACGACUCAUCAAACGCUUCUCCUUCAAGUCGAAGUCGAAGGACAAAGCCAGUGCCACCAAUGGAGGGGCGAGCACAGCAGACAACUGACAGACGACUGAAUGGUGUAGCGUAUGGCUAAGCGCAUUGCUACUGCCUUGCUGAGACCUAGAAGUAGGCUACUGUUGCCCUGGACCCAGAAAUCGCCCUGGCUUUUCUGGGUCAAUGGUAUUGGGUUGGGUAGGAUCGUAGGACUGCUUGAAAUGGUUGGAGGAUGGUUAGUAUUGGUCAUCAUGCCCCACACUUUCUUCCUCUGUGUUCACCAUCAGAUGAGGAACCCAAAUUUGACACUUUCAUCCAGUUUUUGCAGGCAGUACACGUACACCCCAGGUUGGUGGUCACCUUUCCUGGAUUCCUCUGAGAGGACUCCUUUUCCUCUGGAUGAGAAACACACACGCCAGGGACGGAUGGAUGGAUCCAGGGACUGUUUGCUUAUUAUUAAAGCCAUUUAUUUUCAGAAGUAGCCCCUGCUGCUCUGGUGGAUUUAAAGGGAGAUAAUGAAAGUAGGAAUAAACUUGAAGUUGUUGGAAUUCAACGCUAAAGGGGCAGUAGGUAGUGUGAGUGUGGCCUCCUCCAAAUCAAUUUAUUUAAAAAUAUGAUUUUUUUGGUUGCACUUUAUCUGAUUGUUUACAGCACUUGAAAGCUUAUUCUGGUGUUAAUUGUAUUGGUAUUUGUAUUGUUUGCUCUCUGAUUCACAUGAUUAUCCUUCUGUCUCCCCAAAAAAUAUUAGUCAUUGUUAGUAGUUUGCAUUAUGUAGGCCUAGUAGAGACAUUACUUUGUUAGCUUUCUUUCCUGCUUAGUUGUAAAGGUAAUCUUAAAUAACAAACUUAGUUGAAGAACAAAUAUCAACCCCUCGCCUUGGUCUUAAAUUGGUGGUAAUGUUGACUUUCAUAGUGGCUUAUGCAUUAUGUUUUAACAAUGUUGUUCAUAAUUGUAAGUUGUACAAAAACCAAAUGCAGGCAUACUUAUGUCUGUGUUUUUAUUUUGUUUUUCAGAAAGGGAAAUCUUAAAAGGCAAACUGUUAUAAAAAAGGCAAACUAUUUUAAAUGAUCAGCUCAGACCCUUUUUAAUUUGUAUCUACUAGGCAAGUUGAAAUACCUCACUUGCCUGAGUACUACACAUCCUCUGGGUCAGAAUUAUUGAUGGAGGAUAUGCCAUACAUAUAUUUAAUAGUUUAAUGGUAGCUGAUGUACAGAUUGAGUCCUCUUAAUAUUAAUAUCAAGGAAUUAUUAUGGUUGAGGUAAUACAAAAUCCGAAUUUCACAUAAGAUGGUCAGAUGGUUAUUAUGACUUUCCCCCCUGUAAUGCAAGAUUGUUGCUCCUUAAUUCAAGUUGAGCUUUUAAGAUGUCACAGUCCUCCAGAACAUGCGUUGUCACGCACAGAACAUAGGGUAAUCAAAGUGUAAAGAUGUACAUAAAAGUCAUUAUCUUGUACAGUA
This is a messenger RNA of Coregonus clupeaformis (lake whitefish), 3988 nucleotides long. RefSeq names its product c2cd2 like (gene c2cd2l). The coding region runs from base 349 to 2601 and encodes 750 amino acids. Gene Ontology annotation, biological process: positive regulation of insulin secretion involved in cellular response to glucose stimulus. Lineage: Eukaryota; Metazoa; Chordata; Actinopteri; Salmoniformes; Salmonidae. The transcript has 16 exons. The record is from RefSeq and is a predicted model, not a curated record. Gene Ontology annotation, cellular component: cytoplasmic side of apical plasma membrane. Gene Ontology annotation, molecular function: phosphatidylinositol transfer activity; phosphatidylinositol binding.